AUGCGGGAUCUCUCGAGAACUAUGGUGACCAGCCUGCGAAGUCACAUCCGCAAGCAUUCUUCGUCAACCCAGAGUAGUCUAUCCGAGAAAAGAACAUCUUUCGGCUCGUCCGACUAUCGGUCGACAACUCUCGAGCCCAACCACAUCGUCGUUGAGGAUAGACAGAUGGACGAUGAACGAUGGAGCCGACUGGCGUUUGCCCUUGGGAUGCCAUACGGCGAGACACAACGUCCCAGUCCAGAAGCCGCGAGAUUCGCCCAACAAGUCAAGAGACGCAGAUUUGUGAGCGGCGUUGAGAUGGCAGACCUCCUCCUACCGCUGCUGGUCUCGGUGGCCAAGAAUCACCGCAUCAUGAAGUGCCGUACAAAUACACUCUUCCAUCGAGACGGCGUACCGGAUGAAGUGCCCGACUUUGAGGUUCAGGAUGGAUGGAAGAUGCAGCUGCCCACGCCGAGGCCGAUCAUCACUCUGGGCUAUUCCAGCAGCGCAUUCUCGUCGCAUCAGCUGGAAUUACAACACGGCAUUAUAUCGAACAGCCGGCACGAACCCUGCAAUCUCGCCAAGCUCUCCCAGCCUGUGCCAGAUGUCUACUGGCCAUUUUUCGUUGUCGAAGCACAGGACGAAUCGAUGCUCGCUGCUCGAAAUGCGUCGGCCGGGUCAGCGGCGACAUGCAACAACGCCCUGAUGAUCUUUGCCGGAGCUGCGGAGGAGCCGCAAAGGUACUACGGUGAUAUGAACUUCCUCUGGCGCUUGAGCAAAGCCGCACAAUCCUUCUCCCUGUCCAUCAACGGCAAAACAGCUUGUCUCAACACACACAACUCGGAAGGCUGCUUGCCUCAUGCUGUGGCAACUAUCAGGACCUAUCAGCUCGACAAUGAGAAAGAUGUCGAAUCAAUGGCAGCUCGGAUCAGCAGUAUCUUGGUGUGGGCCGAGAACUGCAGACUGCAAUCCAUCAGUGAUCUAUUGAGCGCCUUUGACAAACGUGUGAAGCUCUGCAGGGACAAUAAGGCCCAGAAGAGGUCGCCAUAUGACCCACCUGAGCUUGUCACCUUCAACACCGCCCCCAGGAGUCGAACAAGCAUCAUUAAGAGCGUCAUAGCGGAAAGCCUUCCCCGAUGGAGCCGGACAAGCUAG
Molecule: messenger RNA, 1134 nt
Organism: Fonsecaea pedrosoi CBS 271.37
Lineage: Eukaryota; Fungi; Ascomycota; Eurotiomycetes; Chaetothyriales; Herpotrichiellaceae
Exons: 1
Coding region: 1-1134 (377 amino acids)
Source: RefSeq, a predicted model, not a curated record